CAUAACCAGUGGGUUUAAAGUGUGUGUUACUAUACUAUUUGUACAAAAGUCAUGAUAUGAAUGGAGUUAAUAGCAACUGUAAAGUAAGAAGUAUUUAUUCUGGUUAGAUUUUUUUAUUUCUACGAUUAUUUUUUUCAGCUAUAUUGUGCUUUUACAUGUCAACACCUUUUGGCAUAUUUAUUCUCAUAAAACAGUAACCAGUUUCAAUGGGCUAUAUUUUAUAUUUGGCGAUUUUUAAAGUUUUAAUAUUGUGUGAUAUUAUGUUCACACCUGGAUAUGGAGACAACCUGGAAAUUUCUCUUAAACCUCCUGGUACUUCAUCGGAUCUUUCUACUUGGAUCCCGAAGGAACAUGAUGCUGACCCGGACAAAUCCAGACUACCUAUUUUUUCCGUGAACUACCCUCGCAUUCAAAUACCCUUUGAAAUUACUUUAUGGGUGCUGCUUGCUUCCUUUGCCAAGAUAGGUUUUCAUGUCUACCAUAAGAUCACAGUCUGGGUACCAGAGUCCUGUUUGCUGAUCUCCAUUGGUUUAAUUGUGGGGGGCAUCAUGCACUCAGUGCACGAGGAGCCACCGGCUGUGCUCACCUCCAACGUGUUUUUCCUCUACAUGUUGCCAUCCAUUGUGUUUGAUUCAGGCUACUUUAUGCCCACUCGUCCCUUCUUUGAGAAUUGUGGCACAGUGCUUUGGUUCGCUGUUGUUGGCACCUUAUGGAACUCUAUUGGCAUUGGCAUCUCUCUGUUUGCCAUAUGCCAGAUUGAAGUGUUUGGUGUGCAGGACAUUAACCUGCAGGAGAACCUCCUCUACGCCUCCAUCAUCUCAGCCGUGGAACCGGUGGCGGUGCUCACUGUGUUUGAGGACAUCAGCAUCCACGAGCAGCUCUAUAUUGUGGUCUUCGGAGAGUGCCUGUUUAAUGAUGCUGUUACUGUGGUAUUGUAUAAUCUCUUUAACCAUGUAGCAGAGCUGCGUGUAGUUGAAGCUGGAGAUGUUUUUCUGGGCAUAGCUAGUUUUUUUGUGGUGGGUUUAGGUGGUUUGCUUUUCGGUUUGCUGUUUGGUUUUGUGGCGUCCUUCACCACACGCUUUACUGGAAAGGUGAAAGAGAUUGAGCCGCUAAUCAUCUUCCUGUACAGCUUCCUGUCCUACCUCAUAGCUGAACUCUUUGCCAUAUCGAGCAUCAUGGCUAUUGUAACCUGUGCUCUGACCAUGAAGUAUUACGUUGAGGAGAAUGUAUCACAGCGAUCCUGCACCACUAUUCGCCAUGUCAUUAAAAUGGUCGGAAGUGUGUCGGAAACUCUAAUCUUCUUCUUUUUGGGCGUUGUUACCAUAACAACAGAACAUGAGUGGAACUGGGCCUACAUCCUCUUUUCAAUAUUGUUUGCGUUGCUUUGGAGAGGACUAGGAAUUCUGGUCCUGACACAGAUUAUUAACCCCUUCCGCACCAUUCCCUUCAACUAUAAAGAUCAGUUUUGUCUGGCCUAUGGUGGGUUAAGAGGAGCUGUGUCCUUUGCUUUGGCCUUCACACUACCAGACAGCAUCGGCCCUAAGAAUUUAUUCAUCACAGGCACGAUUGUAAUCAUCAUCUUUACUGUGUUUAUUCAGGGAAUAACUAUAAGGCCCCUUCUUAAAUUAAUGAAUGUCCGUAAGACAAAUCGAAACUUAGAGACCAUUAAUGUUGAGAUUCACAAAAGGUUAAUGGAACAUACUGUUGCAGGCAUAGAAGACUUAUGUGGACAAUGGAGUCACUACUAUUGGAAAGACAAGUUCAUGAAGUUUAAUAACCAGAUCAUCCGCAAGAUUUUAAUCCGUGAUAAUCGUCCCGAGUCGAGCAUUGUGGCUCUUUAUAAGAAGCUGGAGCUUCAGAAUGCCAUGGAGAUACUGGACUCAAUGUCUGGUGACAUCAGUGCUGCUCCCUCUCCAAAUACAUUACAUGCCUCUAAGUCCAAGAAGAUUUUGGCAUCUGAUGUGAAAAAUAUGCAUGAACUCCUAUCAAAGAACAUGUACAAGAGCAGACAGAGGACAAUGUCUCACACCAGUAAGCAUUCAUUACCCAAUGAUGCGACAGCAAAAGAAAUCCUAAUAAGACGGCACGCAAGCCUACGACGCAGCCUCAGGGCAGGAGGCUUUCACGGCCCUAAAACAUCCCAGAAGUUUUUCUCUCUACCCACUGGCCAUAGCUUGAACUCCAGACUCCCUCCAGUGAGAUUUGCUCCUGCUGGGAAUGAUGAUGCUGAAUCAGAAAUGGAUUAUGCAUCAAUCAGGCCUACGUUUAGGCACCCACAGAGAUCAAUGAUACCUCUGAGACGACUGGGUAAUCUGAAGGAAGUUCAUUCCUCUGUGAACGUAGUUGAUGAAGAGAAUGAGAAGCAGAGGAUCUACAGGUCUUCACGUUCUGGGUCCAGCUUCCCUAGUUCUGCACAUCAGAUCACACAUCAACCUUAUAGUUUUUCAAGAAACACCAACAAAGGUCAUGGCUCUGACUGUAAAGAGCAGAAAUCACUGUCUCUGCCCUUUGCAUUGAAACAUGAGCCACAAAACAACAGUGAUGUUCAAUAUCCUUUGCUUAGGAGACCCCAGUGACUGCCAGAAAACCACAGGGAAACACCCAUAUGCACCAGCAGUGUACAUUUAACACUAGUGAUUUUGCUGUGCAAUGAGAUGUGCAGGGUGGACACUGUAAAUGGAGCUGGACUGCUGUUACUCAGUAAAUACACGGAUACGAGGGAAGACUUGUUAUAAUAUUAAACACACUUAUGAAUCAUUUAAAACUACAUACCGAUACACCGGAAUUCUAUGAAGAAAGGUACAUUGGAAUGUAUCUGCAUAGUCACUUGAUAUUAAUAAGAUGUUAUUCAUCACAAUUUUUAUUUCUUUUUUUGGUAAUUUACAGUUAUGAGUUAACUUUAGAAACCUUGAAUUGAUACAAAAAUGUGAAAAAGGUAACUAUUGGUGGUGUAAUAUAUAAAAGUAAAAUUUCUACACAAAACAGUUGCACUUUAUUUUACAGUACGUGCACCAUUGUAUUCACCCAACAAAAUACUGGUAAAUUCAUGCAAUUAAUAUGGGUUAGGAUUAGUUUCAGGGCUGGCAACUAGUAAUUUCACAGGUAGACAAUGAGUAUGGUAUGUAUAUGUGGAACUGAAGUUUAAAAUAAAGUGCUACUAAAAUGUUUAGCCCCAAACAUGUUUAUAUCUUACGGUAUAUAUUCCUUUUAAAAUACAGUAGUCAUCUCAUUUAUGAUAUAACAGGAUACAGCACAUGUAAUGACAGAGAGCACAAUGACUUGGUGUAGGCUUAGAUUUUUAUUUUUACCCGUGUAUCAGUAAAGUGUAUGUUUUUACACAAAAUUUGACAACACAUGUUGAUAACAUAGAGAUGCACAUUGUAUUUUGUGUCCUAGCAUUCAAAGGUUCUUGUUCAGUUUUAUCAACAACAUUAUUGUUAGCAUUCGGGGCAAUGUAAAUAAAUAAU
This is a messenger RNA of Paramisgurnus dabryanus, 3467 nucleotides long. It is a transcript of the gene slc9a2, whose product is annotated as solute carrier family 9 member 2. Lineage: Eukaryota; Metazoa; Chordata; Actinopteri; Cypriniformes; Cobitidae. Gene Ontology annotation, biological process: sodium ion import across plasma membrane; proton transmembrane transport; regulation of intracellular pH. The record is from RefSeq and is a predicted model, not a curated record. Gene Ontology annotation, molecular function: sodium:proton antiporter activity; potassium:proton antiporter activity. Gene Ontology annotation, cellular component: plasma membrane.